Exserohilum turcica Et28A is the source of this 1969-nucleotide messenger RNA. RefSeq lists its product as uncharacterized. Lineage: Eukaryota; Fungi; Ascomycota; Dothideomycetes; Pleosporales; Pleosporaceae. The transcript has 2 exons. Bases 1 to 1785 code for a protein of 594 amino acids. Gene Ontology annotation, molecular function: transmembrane transporter activity. Gene Ontology annotation, biological process: transmembrane transport. The record is from RefSeq and is a predicted model, not a curated record.
AUGGCCCCUAGCCAGGUGCUGUAUCUUCCCGAGAGCCCCCAUCUUGACAUCUCGGACACGGACACCAGCCCGGGAAUAAGACCAACCUUGGAUUUGUCCCCGGGUGCUAUGAACGAAAAACUGAGUGACGACCCCGCGGCGAUUUCGAGCGACAACUCAGACAAAGAAGAAGAAGAAACCUAUACAUACGACGUUACGCGCGACUGCAAAUCGCAACAAAACACCCAGCAGACCGAAAUAGUAUGGCAAUACUUGACCUUCGAUACCGAACUCCCACUCCCCACUACGAUCCAUCCACAACAACCCAGCCAAGUGCUACCGCCUCCACCUCCAGAUCUUGUCAAAUACACGAAUCCUUUCGACUGGUCUGAAACUAGGAAGAGAUUUAUCAUAUGGACAUCAUGUGUCAUCACCGCCCUCACUGCAUUCUCGGCUGGAUCUUAUAGCCCAGGCGUCGAGCAGAUGACGAAAGAAUGGGGUGUGAGCAAGGUUGCAGCACUGUGUGGCAUUACAACGUUUACUACUGGCUUUGCCCUUGCCCCCAUGUGCUUGGCCCCAUUUUCUGAAAUCAACGGCCGCCGACCUGUCUUCCUCGCUUCCGGGGUUGUUUUUGUCAUCUGUCAACUAUGCUCCGGCCUGACGCGCUCAUUAGCCGGGAUGCUGGUCACACGCUUCUUCUUAGGCAUCGGUGGCUCGACCUUCUCGACAAUGGUUAGUGGCGUCGUGUCAGACAUAUAUCAUCCUGAAGAGCGUAACACGCCCAUGGCUCUCUUCACUGGCGCAGCCCUGUUCGGCACCUCCUCUGGUCCUCUUGUAUGUGGCUUCAUUGCGCAAAACACCACCUGGCGUUGGAUUUUCUACACGCAAGCAAUCUCAUGUGGAGUCCUGGUGGCACUCUUGUUUGUGGUAUUCAAAGAAACUCGAGGAUCUGUUCUGCUAUCAAGAAAAGCCAAGGCCUUGAACAAGUGGUACUGUGCUCGAGAAGAAGCAGGCUACUUUGGCUUCAACGUCUUGGACGGUCACAAACCCGAAUCCACGACCUCGCUGCGUUUACGUUGGAAAGUAAAAUCCGACGAAGAGCGCGCAUCCCUCAGCAAGAUGAUUAGCAUCUCUCUGUCCCGGCCGUUUUACCUCCUUUUCACAGAGCCGGUCGUUUUUUGGUUCUCGAUGUGGAUUUCUUUCGCCUGGGGAAUACUAUACCUGACUCUGGCUGCUAUCCCGCUAGUUUUUCGAAGCAUACAUGGAUUUUCGCUGCAGGAAGCCAAUGCCGUCUUCGCCUUCAUGACCGUAGCUAGCAUUCUGGCAACGAUACUAUCCAUAUAUCAAGAAAAGAUUGCAAAACGAUAUGGAAAGGCAACAGGGACAGCAGAGAGCCGAUUGUACUUUGCAUGCAUCGAGAGUGGCUUCAUGCCAAUUGGGCUAUUCAUGUUUGGAUGGACAAGCUUUGAGAAGAUAAGUUGGGCUGCUCCUGCCAUUGCAAUCGGCAUUGCGAGUAUCGGCAUCUUCUCAAUCUAUCUGGCGACGUUCAACUUCCUGGCCGACACGUACCAUCGCUAUGCAAGCUCGGCAAUAGCUGCACAGUCCUUUUGUCGAAACAUUCUCGGUGGUGUAUUCCCACUUAUCACUGAAAGAAUGUACAAAUCGCUUGGCUAUGGCCCAGCAAGUAGCCUGUUAGGUGGCAUUGGCGCGCUCCUGACCAUCGUACCUUGGAUAUUAGUCUUUUAUGGGCCUAGAAUUAGAGCAAGGAGUAAGUUUGCAAGUGAGAUUAUGAACGGAGCGGACUGAGCAUGUGGUCAUGUGGUGCGCUGCAGAUGGUUUAGCAUAGUAGAACACAAGCAUGGUAAUAGGCGGUUAAGGUGUGGAUUUCAUGCAGCGCUGGCGACAAAAUCAGGGCUAUUGGUUACGAAUAUUUACGAGGAUACGGCCGAUAUAUCUCAUCAUCAAGGUUAGACACAAGUUAGAGUAUACC